This is a messenger RNA of Durio zibethinus, 1735 nucleotides long. RefSeq names its product putative serine protease EDA2. The record is from RefSeq and is a predicted model, not a curated record. Lineage: Eukaryota; Viridiplantae; Streptophyta; Magnoliopsida; Malvales; Malvaceae. Gene Ontology annotation, cellular component: vacuole. Gene Ontology annotation, molecular function: serine-type exopeptidase activity; dipeptidyl-peptidase activity. Gene Ontology annotation, biological process: proteolysis.
UGAUGAGUUUGAGAAUAGGACUCCGGAACACGUUUGAUGUGGUUUGCUUCACGCUAUCUAUUAACAGUCAACUGAACAACCUUAGCCCUUGGGCCUUAGGCCUUAGUUCUCCAGUUUUAGAAAGAUAAAGGACACGACCACAACGUUCCGAACUGGAGUUGGCAACGGCGACGAUGAGGGUGUUAAAAGCGGUCGUUUCCGUCUCGAUUUUAUGUCUUGUGGCUCUGUCUGGAUUCGCCCAUGGGUUCGUGACGCCUCGUACUUUGCUUAACCGCUUGUCUGUAAAAAACGAUUACUUAACCACUGAAGAGCUCUGGUUCGAUCAGACUCUCGAUCACUAUUCCCCUUACGAUCAUCGGCAAUUUAAACAGCGUUAUUAUGAAUUUCUUGACUACUUUCAAGUUCCAGAUGGACCCAUUUUUUUAAAAAUUUGUGGGGAGUCUUCCUGCAAUGGCAUAGCCAAUGAUUAUAUCAGUGUUUUGGCAAAGAAGUUUGGGGCAGCUGUGGUUUCUCUUGAGCAUCGUUACUAUGGGAAAAGCAGUCCUUUUAAAUCACAUACAACGGAAAACUUGAAGUAUCUUUCAUCCAAGCAGGCUCUCUUUGACUUGGCUGUUUUUCGUCAAUGGUAUCAAGAAUCCUUAAACUUGAAGCAAAAUAAAACCGAUGCUGAGAAUCCAUGGUUUGUUUUUGGUAUUUCAUACUCUGGUGCUCUUAGUGCGUGGUUUCGUCUUAAGUUUCCCCAUUUAACUUGUGGAAGCCUGGCAAGUUCUGCAGUUGUUCUUGCUGUUUACAACUUCACUGAGUUUGAUAAGCAGAUUGGUGAAUCAGCUGGUACUGAAUGCAAAGCUGCAUUACAAGAAGUUACUCAACUUGUUGAUCAAAGACUAACAUUGAAUAAAAAAGAACUGAAGACACAGUUUGGCGCAGCUGAGCUUGAGAUUGAUGGUGAUUUCCUCUAUUUUCUGGCAGAUGCAGCUGUUAUUGCGUUUCAAUAUGGAAAUCCAGAUAAAUUAUGCACCCCUCUUGUUGAAGCAAAAAAGGCUGGAGAGGAUUUGGUGGCUGCCUAUGCCAAAUAUGUCAAAGAGUAUUAUGUUGGAAGUUUUGGUGUCAGUGUCGAAACUUAUAAUCAGAAACACUUGAAGAACACUGCUGUUAAUGAAGAUAGUUCUGAUCGGCUAUGGUGGUUUCAAGUGUGUACUGAAGUUGCAUAUUUCCAGGUGGCACCCUCAAUUGAUAGCAUUCGCUCUUCAAAAGUUGAUACAAAAUACCACUUGGAUCUUUGCAAGAAUGUCUUUGGAGAAGGCAUCUACCCAGAUGUUGAUGUGACAAAUAUAUACUAUGGAGGCACAAAAAUUGCAGGUUCAAAAAUCAUUUUUACAAAUGGCUCACAGGAUCCAUGGCGUCAUGCAUCCAAACAGACAUCAUCCUCAGGAAUGCCUUCUUACAUCAUUACUUGUCAUAAUUGUGGCCAUGGAACUGAUAUGCGAGGAUGUCCCCAAUCUCCUUUAAGCAUUGAAGGUAAUGCUCAGAACUGCAGUUCGCCUGAUGCAGUUCACAAAGUGAGGCAACAGAUGAUAGAACACAUUGACUUGUGGCUGUCUGAGUGCAAGGACACGGGUAGGAGUUACAUGUAAACGUGUCUGGCAUAGACGAGAUACAUGUAUGUGUGAAUUGAUUACUUAAACUAACCAUAAUCUCAUGUACGUUACCUUCUCAACAGAUGUUUAGGUGCUCA